AUGGAUGAAAUGCUUGGAUUGCUCCGUCUCCGCAUCCCGAGGGGAAGAAACCUCGCCGUCCGUGAUGUGGGUCGUAAUAGCUGCGACCCUUACGUCGUUGUCACCUUUGCCCACCAGAAGUUGAAGACUAAGGUGGUGAAGAAUAACUGUAACCCGGAUUGGAAUGAAGAGCUCACUCUUUCCAUCAAGGACCCUAGUCUCCCCAUCUUGCUUACGGUGUUUGACAAGGACACACUGACAGCUGACGACAAAUUGGGAGAGGUGAACAUAGAUCUCAAACCCUUUGUUGAAGCCCACAGGAUGGGGCUGAAAAACCUCCCCGAUGGCUGCGCCGUCAAGAGGGUUCAGCCCACCACGGAGAACUGCCUCGCUGAUGAGAGCCCCAUCACUUGGAACCAAGGCAAGAUACUCCAGGACAUGGUUCUCAAGCUUCAGCAUGUCGAAUCUGGCCAAGUUCACGUCCAGCUCGAGUGGAUCGAUGUUCCUGGUUGCAAGGGGCUUGCCCCAGACUCCAUCACCACUAUGUAA
Linum trigynum is the source of this 528-nucleotide messenger RNA. The record is from the annotation of a GenBank genome assembly. NCBI's taxonomy places the organism in Eukaryota, Viridiplantae, Streptophyta, Magnoliopsida, Malpighiales, Linaceae.